AUCUGCACACCACACAAGGAAGGAGCCACACUGAGCACGGAGCCGCCCGACCUCCCUGAGCAGCGACACCCGGACACACACACCGACCCCCGUCUUAACCCAGCCGCAACCAUGAGCUGGGGCAACGAGCUGUGGGAUCAGUUUGAUAAUUUAGAGAAGCAUACGCAAUGGGGAAUAGACUUCUUGGACAAGUAUGCAAAGUUCGUGAAAGAAAGAUUAGAGAUUGAGCAGAAUUACGCAAAACAGCUUCGAAACCUGGUUAAGAAAUAUUGCCCAAAGCGCCCAGCUAAAGACGAUGAACCGAGGUUCACCUCUUGUGUAGCUUUCUUUAACAUCCUCAAUGAGUUAAAUGACUAUGCUGGACAACGCGAAGUAGUUGCAGAAGAAAUAGGACACAAAGUGUUUUCCGAGAUAAUGAGAUAUUCUUAUGAGCUAAAAGCAGAGAGAAAAUCGCAUCUUCAAGAGGGACGCAAAGCACAGCAAUACCUCGAUAUAUGCUUGAAACAAAUGGACAAUAGCAAAAGGAAAUUUGAAAGAGAAUGCAGAGAAGCCGAGAAAGCUCAGCAAACCUAUGAGCGGCUGGACAGUGACACCAAUGCCACGAAGUCAGACGUUGAAAAGGCAAAACAACAGCUAAAUCUGCGCACGCACAUGGCUGACGAAAGCAAGAACGAAUACGCCGCUCAGCUGCAGAAUUACAACGCAGAGCAACAUAAACAUUUUUACAUUGUCAUACCACAAGUUUACAAGCAUCUCCAAGAAAUGGAUGAGAGACGAACUGUAAAGCUGAGCGAAUGUUAUAAAGGGUUUGCAGACGCUGAAAGAAAAGUUAUCCCCAUUAUCUCCAAGUGCUUAGAAGGAAUGGUACACGCAGCAAAGUCUGUAGAUGAACGCAGAGAUUCCCAGAUUGUGGUGGAUUGCUUUAAAUCUGGCUUUGAGCCUCCUGGGGACUAUCCUUUUGAAGACUACAGCCAGCAUAUAUACAGGGCAGUUUCAGACGGCACCAUCAGUACCCCUAAGCAAGAAAUGAGAGUGGAUCCCAAAAUGACUGUGGGCAAGGCCAAAGGCAAACUUUGGCCAUUUGGAAAGAAACCAAAGGGUCAGGCUUCAGAAGAUUUUAGCCACCUUCCUCCUGAGCAAAGACGUAAAAAACUGCAACAAAGAAUUGACGAGCUGAAUCGAGAACUUCAAAAAGAGAUUGAUCAAAAAGAGGCUCUUAACAAAAUGAAAGAUGUCUAUGAGAAGAAUCCACAGAUGGGUGACCCUAGUAGCUUGCCGCCCAGGAUUGCAGAGACCAUGAGUAACAUUGAGAAGCUUCGUAUGGAAAUCCAUAAAAAUGAGUCCUGGUUAUCAGAAGUUGAAGGCAAAGUGGGACAAAGAUCAGAGAGACGACAUAGCGCUGACACCAACCAUCUUGCAGCACAAGGAAGAGAGAGCCCUGAAGGAAGCUACACAGAAGAUGCCAACCAAGAAGUUCGAGUCCAACCUCCGUCUCAUGCACAUUCAGAAUUUGAUGACGAAUUUGAUGAUGAUGAACCUCUGCCAGCUAUAGGACACUGCAAAGCAAUCUAUCCAUUUGACGGUAAUAACGAAGGCACAUUGGCAAUGAAAGAAGGUGAUGUUAUGUACAUUAUUGAAGAAGAUAAAGGAGAUGGAUGGACCCGAGCAAGAAAACAGAAUGGAGAGGAAGGCUACGUACCAACAUCAUACAUAGAGGUUACUCUAGAGAAAAACAGUAAAGGUUCGUGAAGAGGGUUUCUGUGAAUCUGGGCAAGAUGUUGAAGGCGGUUACAUGCAGUUUCAUUUGUGGGGAGGGGAUUAGGCCCGGGGGCAAGAGAGCAGCAACAUGCAUGAAUGCAUGAUUUCCGAAAAAUACAUUGUUCACUAACUUCCGCAAACAUUCCCUAUCAUUUGCGGCGCAUGCUCUGCGCAGCAGAAAAUGCACCCUGAUUCAACUGAUCCAUCUUUUCAUCAUUUACAUAAAAAGAAUGACAUUAAUAGUGGAAACAUACUAGUGAAUGUUAUGCUGCACUUUACUGCCUUCAAUGAAACCCCUAACAUAAUUGGCAUAUGUAGUCCUAGUAGUCUGGUUUUUUUUUUCUUUUUUUCUUUAUUAUUUUAGCCUUUUGUGUGAUGAAUACCCCCUCCCCAACCAAACCAACCUGCGUUAAUCGCUUUAUAAAUGCUGUACAUAUUCUUGCACAAGGAUCUUGCACUUUCUCCCAAAUACAACCCUUUUUAUAUAUUUUAAGAGCAAUGCUCCUGUCCUGGGAUUACAGUUUUCAGGGCCUCUUCGAUAAACAGGAGGCGGAUAAUGUAAGCAUUGUGAAGACUUCAGCAGUCCGAUAAAUCCAAAAUGUCUCCCAGUGUUUUGACUCAUUUGAUGGUACUGCAGCUUAUUGGAAUAUUCACUAUUGUGUUUCUUCUCCAUCCAAAUUAAGGCUAAUACAUGAAUGUCUGCCUGUGCCACCUCCAUAUUCUACCCUAACAUUUGGUUUGCAUGUACCGGGAUCCCUUUAUUAACUUUUUUUUUAUUCUUUCCAUGGUCAGUUCUCCUUUCUUCCACCUCAUGAGGUUUAUGCCUUAUCGCCUUACUAUCAAAACCACUGUUCUUGACUGAUGAUCGAUUAAUGACUUCAUACCUACAACCAUAUCUCUCUUGUCUAUUGUUUUUGCUGCUAUGGCUGUCCGUCUCUUCCAUUAACUUAUUACAUUCCAGUUUUUUUACAUUGGUGUUGGAUACUCUGUAGGCCUACAAUUCUGUCUUGCUAUUACACCAUUCUUGGCAAAGAACUCUUUAAAACCUGGUGUAAGUCAAUUCGCCUCCAUCCGCAAGAUCAUUCUACGCAGGGCAAAGAGCUUUUGGCCAAAGACAAAAGGAUCUUCACCAUUCUCUAGACCAAGUUGACUACUCUAUAUUCUGAUGCUGCCUUAAACUGGAGUGCCUCGAAUAUUGCCAAUACUACCAGAAUAGUACCAUGCGUGUUUUCCCUUUAAAAUAUUUGGCUUCUUAAAAAAAUGUUUAAUCCUAUCCUCAGGGAAUCGUUUUGAAACCAUGCUUUUAUAACCUACCAAUAAUCCAUUGAUAAUGUAAAUAUAAGUCAAUUACAGCUGAUUUGUCUUUAUCUUUGGAUUUCCACUGUAUGGUUAGUGGUGUUUUCUGGGGAUAGGUCUGAAAUGGCUGUCUUGGCAUUCUCAAGAUCCUCUUUGGUGUUAAAAGGUCCUACAAAAUUCUGUCUGGUCUUUUAUGCAGCGAAGCGUGUAACUGUGCCAUAAUUGUAAAAGUAGGUUUCAUAGCUAAUGUUUUAAGAGUAAAUAUCACAAAUAUUGUAAAUUAUAAUCCAAAACCUGUAACACAAUUUCUGUAUUUUGUUGAUUUGUCUUUAGGAUCGUAAAGAAGUAUUUCCUUUUUGUGGUUAGGCAAUUUCAAACCAUUUACUGCAAUCAAAAGGCGUAUUAUAUUGUAUAGCCCUAAGCAACUGUCAGUAAUACUUUAGAAUUCUGUGCACUUUUUACUUUUUAAUCAAGUGUAUUUCUGAUCGGUUUAUAUUGUCCACAGAACCCACUUUGAUCACUUGUUUGUUCCCCAAACUUGUGAAUUGUGUGUUCAAACAAAACAAAAAAAAAAACACUACCUGGUUUACUUUAAUGAUGCUUUUUAUUUUAUUUUUAUGGGUUUUGGUCCAUAGCUAAUUAUCCAGACAACUUUCUUCUUUUGUGAGCAAAUGAGAUCAUUUUGUAGCGCGACAAUGCCUCAUUUAACAAAUACUGCUCUGAUCUGUGUUCAUAUGUGAACACUAAUAUUCAUAUGUCUGAGCUACAAGGGAGUCUUAUUUUAUCAUGUGGGAAAGGUCAUGUUGUAACUUAAAAACCAUUUAAGAGAAAGAAAGUGAUGGUAGACUGAACGGAAUUUCAGCUGUAAAUCAACUGCGGGUGUCAGCACUGCUUAACAUGACAUAGUGGCCAAAAUAUUGUCAUCACUCCAAUACAAAUUUUUGUCUAGUAAGCAUAUUCUGUUGAGUGGAAAAAAAAACCUUAGUUAACUUCCAGAGUCUUAUUUUAAGUGCAAGCUGUCAA
Pelobates fuscus (common spadefoot toad) is the source of this 4077-nucleotide messenger RNA. It is a transcript of the gene FNBP1L, whose product is annotated as formin binding protein 1 like. The coding region runs from base 112 to 1749 and encodes 545 amino acids. Gene Ontology annotation, molecular function: protein binding. NCBI's taxonomy places the organism in Eukaryota, Metazoa, Chordata, Amphibia, Anura, Pelobatidae. The record is from RefSeq and is a predicted model, not a curated record. The transcript is spliced from 15 exons. Gene Ontology annotation, biological process: signal transduction.